AUGCUCUGGGCAAGCGACGUGCUGUGUCACCUGUGCCCUCUGCCACUCUCCGCCACCUUGGUUACACAACAACACCGCGGUAAUUCUUCUUCUGGGCCAUCUGCUGCCAAGUCUCGCAAGGUUGCCGCGUUGAAGACCCCCGAGCCACAACCCAAAUUACCUCGCAACGCCAAGAGGAGGGGUGAACUCUCCAGGGUUGCUUCCGGAUCUUCUGACUACCAAACACCCUCACGCAGAUGUUCCCCAAUUGCGCAAGCGACAAAAUAUCCCUCUCCUCCUCCGGUAUACACUCCCAAUCCAGCAACCUUGGCCGCCAAUGUCAAUGUGCUAUUCUCGAAGGUGGCUAACGACAUCGUGGAAUAUAGUAGACAGCCUACGUCUAUCCCAGUCAUGGUAGAGGAUGAUUCAGAUCCUUUCUACGAGUUCUUCAGUACCCCUUUCGAGCAUCCACCUCCCAACCAACCACUCAAAGCCCCACUAGUUGAUUAUGUCACUGAGGCAUGGGAUACCGCCUUCCCACCAGCAAGAUUCCACCGUGAAUUCUUGCGUAGUGGGAUGAAUGCCUAUCAGCUUCUCUUCUCUUGGUUCGCCGGGGUCAGGAGAGAUCCCUGCUGGACAACCUCGGACACUAUGGCAAUGAUGCAUCGCUAUGAAGCAAUUCUAAAGUUAUUGAAAUUGUCGGUGGUUCCCUUUGCAAUCGUUCAACCGGAAAUUCGCCGUUCCCCAACACCACCUUUGGGCCCAGCACCCCCGGCACCUACUCCAGCCUCUCCACCACCUCUGGACCCCAUCAUCGACUUGGAAGAACCCCCAGUCAAUGAACCUCUAGCAGAGGACCCAGCACCCAUCCUAAACCCAAUUCCUGCGUCAUUGGAAGAGGUACUUUCUGAAAUUGAGACUAUAGCUCAGCUACCUCCGAGCAUACCUGCCGGUGAACCUGACGCGGACGAACUGUGGGAUCAGGUUGACCCCUACUUGAACGCACGCAUUGGUAGAGACGUUCGCCCUCAAACCCUUCGCCGAGGACGUUACGGUAUCGACUGGUUGUUUUGGCACUGGCUAGUGCAGGCGCGAACUCUGCGUGGGUGGGAUAAUGCCUGCGAUGGACCUCUCCAAGUCAAGUUACAAGGUGCUCUCACUCUCCUGAAAGAGGCGGUUCUACCCGGUACCCCUGAACACAGAAAUGCUCCUAAUCCUGCUUCCCAUGAAGAGACGGUCAAUGAUCAUUAUGAGGAUUCAGUCCCUGGAAAUCCCACUGAAACUGCCUGCAAAGAAGACACGGGUAUUGAUGCUGAUGAGGUUCCAGUCGAAGCCAAUCCUUCCGGUUCAAAUGCAGAUUCUCCUAAUCCUGCUCCGGAUGAAGACACGGUUAAUGAUCCUAAUGAGGAACCAGUCCAAGGAAAUCCCACUGAAACCCCUUUGCAAAAGACUCCAGAAACUGUGGUAUGUAUAGAGCAAGAAGGUACUGGAAAGGUUCCAGGCAAGGAAGGAAAUCCAACUCAAACCACUUCUCAAAAGACUCCCACUGUAGAAAGAAGUAAUGUUGGUUCAAUGAUACCCUCUGGGAAAGAGCCUUCAGGUAACACUCCUAGUGCGCCACCAGCACCUCCUUUGGAGCCUCGAAUCCCUUCGAUACCUCUGGUUAUUCCCACCCCAGGCCCCCUGAUUCCUCCUUCGGAGCUUCGAAUCUCUGCCAUACCUCAAGCUGUUCCAACCCCUGUACCCCCGAUUCCGGCUGGGGUUCCAGGGCUUUCCAAUUCUCUUGGAAAUCAACUCCAACCUCAGACUUGCUCAACCCCUACUCGUGUGGAAUCUCAGGUGUCUUCCACCCCUAUACCCAAUCCCCCCCUUACCAACUCCCAGCCCAAUCCUACUCGGCGGCCUUGCUCAACCCCCAGUCGUGUGGAAUCUCAGGUGCCUUCCACCCCGAUACCCAAUUCAGCCCGAUUAUCCCAAACCCUUCCCUGA
Melampsora larici-populina 98AG31 is the source of this 1968-nucleotide messenger RNA. RefSeq lists its product as uncharacterized. Lineage: Eukaryota; Fungi; Basidiomycota; Pucciniomycetes; Pucciniales; Melampsoraceae. Bases 1 to 1968 code for a protein of 655 amino acids. The transcript has 6 exons. The record is from RefSeq and is a predicted model, not a curated record.